Cadophora gregata is the source of this 2703-nucleotide messenger RNA. RefSeq lists its product as uncharacterized. Gene Ontology annotation, biological process: positive regulation of TOR signaling; regulation of autophagy; cellular response to starvation. Gene Ontology annotation, molecular function: GTP binding; GTPase activity. Gene Ontology annotation, cellular component: nucleus; Gtr1-Gtr2 GTPase complex; fungal-type vacuole membrane. The transcript has 5 exons. NCBI's taxonomy places the organism in Eukaryota, Fungi, Ascomycota, Leotiomycetes, Helotiales, Ploettnerulaceae. The coding region runs from base 1339 to 2523 and encodes 394 amino acids. The record is from RefSeq and is a predicted model, not a curated record.
ACCAAUUGAAUUGAAUUGAAUUGAAUUAUCAAGUAUCAAGUUUCCCCUGAAGUCGAGUCAGGGCACUUUCUACCUAUUUCCCCUGCCCCAGCCAGCCAGCCCCAGCCAGCCAGGCUAGCUGGGCUAGCUAAGCCAGCGAUCUCUCGCUUCCCCCCGCCGCCAAACUCUCGUACAGUAGAGAUCCUGGUCCAAAGCCUCACUUCAUCUCGGAAUCCUCGCCUAUCCAUCUUCUAUCAUUUCUGUUCGCCAUACCGCAGCGUUCCGUCCUACAUCAUUUGAUCAUUGGGACACAAGACAUCACAUUAAUUACGUGCAGCGUACAGAGAUCUGCUGCGGGGGCAAGCCAGGGCCGUGAAUAUUGUACUGUAGCUUUGAGAGGCUCUUGAUUCGGAUGCAAUAAUCCAACAAGCUACGGCCCGCUCUUGAUCAGACACUUCCGAGAGGUAGCCUCUCGAGAUCGAACGAGCGAAAUCAGGGGGCACGGGACGACACAGGUACCGUACCUUUAAGGUCAUCUCCCUUGCAUUAAGGGCGUGGUACAGAUCACGAUGGAGGUACGUCAUGAAGUCGAGUCGUUUCUCCUGUCACUGGAUUCAAACAGUGUCCCUUCCUGCUUUGCAACUUCUCUACUAUUUUUGUGUCAGGUAUCAAGAGUUACGAUCUGUUUAUAGCGUGCGUGCUUUCCCUCUUAGACGAGAGUAAGAUCUGUGGAAUGCGAGAAGACGCAAUGGUACACAACGUCUCUUGGCUUGAGUAGGGCGCAGCUCUUCCUUUGCUGUCCUGGAUAUUGACUCGAUGGGAGAUGUGGUACACGCUCAUGAUUCAAGAUGAAUCGUUCGGAUUGAGCCAACCAUCGAUGGCAGCUGGCAGACAGCACGACCUAAGUCAUAUCUGCGCUCAGCCAUAGUGGCAAUAUUAUCUCUUCUCCUGCUUUAUUUAUUUCUGUCUGUCUGUUAUAUUUGAAAAUCUGCUUCUUUCCUGUCCUGCUCUAUUGGAUACUCGUCUGAUAAGUAUCUCCAAAAUUCUUGGGUGGUGGGCAACGUUCCUGCAUGUUGCUAUCACAUCUCGAGCUGCUGCUUAGUACAUGCCGAAUUCUCGGGAUCGGAUCGAGCCGAGACUUUCAUAAUCGGUAGACUGUCGUGCAAACAGAGUACCUGGAGAUUAGCUUUGUAUCUUGUGGGCGUUAGAGUUGGAGGUGUAGCAUGGUUGUUGUCAUCUGGAGGCAGUUCCUCAUACUCGUCUUCCCCCUUCACAUGUGAAAAUAUCACAUCACAUUUGUACUAUGCAGGCAUCACCACUGUCUCAAUUAUCUACUUUUGUACUUUACUUCUUUCUAUCAUGACGCUUCUUCAUAAUGGGAGGAGGAGAACCAAGAUGGAUCGCAGUUACAAUGGUCCUCCUCGUCAAGGUCCAGUUCGUUAUAUCAGUCCAGCCCAGCUAAAUCUUGAACGUCUUUACGAACAGAACCGCCUCAAUGCCACCAAGAAAGAUGCUGCUACAGCACCAGGUCCAGCACCUGGUCCUGCUGCAAAAGGAAAGCCAAGAUUGCUGUUGAUGGGGCAGAGAAGGAGCGGCAAAUCGUCUAUUUCCAGUGUGGUAUUCCAUAAGAUGCCACCAAACGAAACGUUAUUCCUCGAAUCUACAGCCAGGAUACAAAAAGACUCUAUGCACUCCUUUAUGGAUUUUCAAGUCUGGGAUUUCCCAGGCCAAGUAGAUUUCAUGGACCCGUCCUUCGACCUUGACGCCAUCUUCGGCGAAAUCGGCGCUCUAAUCUGGGUAAUCGACGCCCAAGACGACUACCUCGAAGCCAUCAACCGCCUCAACAGCACAAUCCUCAACCUCCAACCCUCCUACCCCAACGUCAACAUCGAAGUAUUCAUCCACAAAGUGGACGGCCUCUCAGACGACUACAAGCUCGACAUCCAGCGCGACAUCACGCAGCGCAUCCAAGACGAGCUCUCGGACCACGGCGUCGAAAACGCCCCCAUCAACUUCCACCUCACCAGCAUCUACAACCACAGCAUCUUCGAGGCCUUCUCAAAGGUAAUCCAGAAACUCAUUCCGCACCUGCCCACCCUCGAGGCCCUCCUCAACAACCUCUGCCGCGCCUCGGGCUUCGAAAAGGCUUACCUCUUCGACGUCCUCUCCAAGAUCUACAUCGCCACCGACAGCUCCCCCGUCGACAUGCCCUCCUACGAGAUCUGUUCCGACUACAUCGACGUCAUCGUCGACAUAUCCGAGAUCUACGGCUGGAAUCGCCCCGCGAAGUAUACGGAGUAUCUGGAGGGCCCGCCGUGGAAUAAGAAGCUCGAGGAUCAGAUUGCGUGUAAGGAGGCGGAGAGCACCAUUGUGCUGACGGAUGGGAAGAGACCGAUUAUGCUAAGGGAGGUUAAUAAGUAUCUUGCGCUGGUGGCGGUCAUGCGUGAGGGCAGUUAUGGGAAGAUGCCGGUUAUUGUUGAGAAUGUGGGGACGACGGUUGAGGGGUUGUUGAGGGCUUUUGAGAUUACGAGGCAGAGGAAGUAGGGUGAUAGAUUUAGGGACAUGUUUGUGCAUAGGUUUGCAUUGUAUCGAGAUGUUCGGCGAGGAAGGGGGUGGGUAGUGUAUCGUUAGCCGAAGUAGUAUUUAUGGCUCAACACUGAGCUGAGCCAAGAUUACUGCAAGCUUGGAAAGUACAAUGCUACAAAUUAUACAGUCAUGUAACCA